GCAAACCUGGCAACCUGGCAGCUUGUACUGAGACCGAUUGGCAAUCUGGCAAUGCGGAAAUAGAUCUGGCACCCCCCAAGCCAGGACUGAGGAGAGAGGCGUGACAGAGCGAGCGGAGAGGAGACGGGAUAGCACUGACAGAGAUCAAAUUAUCAACUCUUCUUUCCCUCUCAGCUUUUUGUUUUUCUUUUUUUCAUCAAAGUGCUCAGGUGCGCUCAUCCGCACCAGAUUUGGCUUUUUUUUUACAUUUUUGUUUUGUUUUUGGGGGUUUUUGUUUUCUAAAAUUUGUUUCUUUAAUCUGUCAAGUGUGAGGAGAAGAAAGAAGAAGUGCGUUUCUAUCGUUUGGAUUCUGGACUUCUUUACUGACUUCUUUUUUUUCUUUUUUUUUCGAGCAUGGAUGUGUUGGCGAAUUACAGUAUUUUCCAGGAACUCCAACUCGUCCACGACACUGGUUAUUUCUCUGCGAUGCCUUCCCUGGAGGAGAACUGGCAGCAGACGUGUCUAGAGUUGGAGCGGUAUCUACAGACCGAGCCCAAGCGACUCUCGGAGCUCUUUGACGAUGAGCUGGACUGCCUCUUAACGCCGGCGUUUAUGCAGGGGGGUGACAGUGAUGAAGACCUGAUGGACCCCCUCCUUCCCAGCCUCCCUGACCAGCCCAGUCCACCUUCGCUACUUGUGACCCUCCCCAAGGUGCAGGCCAAAAUCCUACACGUUCCCAAUCCCAACAAGAACCAGACAGCAGCUGGGCCUGAAACCCUCACAGGCAAGGAGCAAGUCCUCGGAGGAGUCAGUGCAGCUCAGCUUAGCGCCGCUGUCACUUCCCUAACACCGCCAUCAUCACCGGAGCUUGGCCGACACCUUAUUAAGCCCACACAGACGCUCACUGCAACAGCAGACGGCACAUUAACGCUCAAACUGGUGGCAAAGAAGGUGGGAUUAGGGGCGGCUAAGCUGGUAGCAGCGCGAGCGUUACCAUCCCCACCAGGCCGAGGAGGAGCCCUCAGUGACAGCGAGCAGGGAGGGGCGGGAAGUCUGGCAGGAGACGUACCAGAGAACAAGAAGAGAGUCCACCGGUGCCAGUUUAAUGGCUGCAGGAAGGUUUACACCAAGAGCUCCCACCUGAAGGCGCAUCAGAGGACCCACACAGGUGAAAAGCCCUACAAGUGCUCAUGGGAGGGCUGCGAAUGGCGCUUCGCCCGCAGUGACGAGUUGACACGACACUACCGCAAACACACCGGAGCGAAGCCAUUCAAGUGCAACCACUGCGACAGGUGUUUCUCCAGGUCGGAUCACCUGGCCUUGCACAUGAAGAGGCACAUCUGAAGGACAGGAAGAAAAGAAAAGGAGCAGGAGGAGCACGAGGAGGAAGAGGAGGAGCAGAAGGAGAAAUAGGAGGAGAGAUAGGAGGACAGAAGGAUGGGCAGCCAUGCUAUCGACUGCCUGCGUCAUAUCCCCGCCGCCGCCGCCCCUCCCCCAAUCCAAACACCAGUAGGCUCAAACAGCCAUCGGGGGGAAAGUUGGGCAGGAGGAAAAAACGAGGAGUAGCUAGAUUGUUGUUUUUCUUUAAAAUUACACACUCACGUUUGCAAUAGUAAACACUUCACACACACACCCGUCUUUGAACGCAUCACCCCGGUGAACCCCGGACACUCAUGCAGCUCUGGGGGCUUGGACACUGCCAGAUCAACAUGUACUCAACUUGCUUGACAAAACAUUUUCCCACCUUCUUUCGUUUUUCUUGUUUUUUUGAGACUUUCUCCGUAGUCAGUGUGUUAAACUUAUCGAGUCACUUCGGGUGAGCAGAAACUUUUAAAUAUCCAUGUAGUCAGCUGUUAGUGCUUUACCGGCUUUUGAAAUCAGAUAUUCGACUGUUUUUUCUUUUUCAGCUUUCUUGCUCUUUUCUUAUCGACGUUUCUCAUACACGGGACACACGAACCGUCACCUGCCGCAGUCAGCUCCAGUACUCAUUGUGAAGAAAACAACAAUGCCAAAUCUGCAGGAGAGAGACUGUACGGAUUGACUCCCAGCACGGGUGACAAUCGAACCCACGGCCCGGGACACCGCUGGUGCGCCCGCGGGUGCCGCUGCAGCUCUCAGGCUCUCCUCCAGUGGGUGUUUUGCAUCUCUCACCUUCACCGAGAUGCCUGCCGCCUCCGCAGGCCAUCUGACAGAAAUGCGCAGCGACACUUUCUUCCCUUUUUUCUACUUAGAGGACGAUAAUUCUUCUUCUUAUUGUUAUUUAAAAAAAAAAAAAAAGACGUUUUUUUUCUCUCUGUGAGGAAAAAAUGUCUGAAAACUCACAGCAAUGUGUUUGAGAAGAAAAAAACAAAAAAAAAUAAAUAAAAAAAAAUCUAAGAAGACUUUAACAGAAUGUGUGGGAUGAGAAGGAGAGCGUUGUUGGUCUUUAUAAUCCCCAUGUGCACCGACUCUGCAUCUGCAGACUGCAAGAAAUCAGUGGAUGAACAAACAACAGAAUCACACAGACUCUCAGAAAAGGCGUUUGUGUCUGUGCUUUUUUUUUGGACUACAAUAAAAAAAACAGAAAGUAGAGAGGUCUUCAUUUGUGUGCUGCUCUUUCUGCCCUGUGACUCCCUGCAGCUGAAAAACAAAACCUUGUUAUGACCUCUGUGGUCUCGUACUCUACAGCAGCCGGGCAGAGGAUUCCUUAAAAACUGGGAACAUGUUUCUUGGUUAUUUGUUUUUCUUUUGUUUUUCUUUUUCAUUCUGAUUCUGAAAGUCAUCCUCGAGCGCUUUCACAGACUCUGAGAUCUCAUCUCCCUGGCAGCACUGCGGGGCGAGAAUGGAAGCUCAAGAGCUGCUUUUUGGUUAUUCACGUGGAACUAAAGAUGCCAGCCGACCUUUGUGUGGCGGCUCUGAAUAGACACGGUCACAUCGACCCGUCAAUUUUGCCUGUUUCAUAUCCACUGACUGCACUGACUUUUCUUUUUAAUUCUUUCCAAUGUUAUCUGUGCUUUUUUCCUUUUUCUACGGCGAAAAAAAUAAGGAUAAAAGGAACACAAAGAAAAAAAAAAAUCAUAAAAGACUUGGAAAAAAAACCAACACAAAAACAAUUCUGUCUCACUCUACACGCUGCAUACAGAACAAGCACACAUGCUCCGUCAACACACACACUUACACUGCAGUUCUUACGCUCAAGGCUCCUCUUGAGAUAAGACUAAUAAGAUUUAGGAAAAUAAUUAUUAAACUAAUGAACAGAGUUGGGGGAAACAACACACACUGCAUGGCAGGCUUUGUUGCAAACGCACACACUAGCUCAUGAACACACAUGCACGCACGCACACUCUUCCUGGAAUUAUAUGUUCUGCUCCCAAAUCUUUUUUCACAGUAGGAAUUUAGCAACUGUUGUUUAGCAGAAGAGUAUCUUAGCUCUCGGCUGGAGGUAACAAAUGAUUCCAAAUCCUUUGAAGUGAGAAAUCAGCUUGUUCUCAGUUCCAACAAUCACCCACAUAUCCCUCACUGCAGCUUGUGCCUCUCAUUUAAUCAGCGUUUUUUCUGGUUUUUGGUCGGGUUUUUUUUUUUACUUCAGAGACUUCGGUUACGUUGUUGGUUACAGUUGAGUCAGUGGUCAAUGUUUUCAUCGGAAAUAAUCCUAAGAAAGCAGCUGCGGCAGAUCUGAAACAUUAAACCAGCAGCAGGCGUGUAGUAUUAUUAUUAAAGAUGGUUUAUGCUCGUGGGAAAAAGUGCUUCAAGAUGACAAAAUUGCCUGAAACGUUCAGGAUAACCCCUGAUGUAGCCUGAAAAUUGAAGCUGUUAGCUAGACUGUUGGGGGAUGUCAAAGCUUGCUGUGUAGAAAUUCCAGCUCUGGUUUUGAUCUGGCGAAUCAAAUUUAUUUUCCAACUUGAUGGUGCUGUGUAAAAACGAUGUUAUUUUUGACAAAAUACUCAGCACCCACGACCAUAUAGAUGCGUCCUGUUCAUGCUAUUUGACUGAUUUAACACACGCAGUAAGGUUUGAAUCACCUGAGGUUCAUAAUGUGCGAUGAAAACACUGACUUUGAUCUGUGCCCUGAAAGUAAUCAGCAACAAUUUUAAUGUAAAAAAAACAGAAAAGAAGAAAAGAUGGAUCUGAGAAAACUGAGGUAAACGUGUGUCCACACUGCCUGCUUCCUUUGCUCAAUAGUUGACGGGGGAAAAAAUUAAAUUAAAAAAAAAAAAAAAUGCACUCGCCUUGCAAUCGGGGCACCGACAGACGCUACCGCUGCAUCCGCCCACCACCACCCACUGUAUAUGCCCCGCAGCACGUGCAAACAGUCCAUUAUUCACUGCUACUGACUGGGUGCAGUUGGGGUGAGGGUGCAGGUUCCUGAAGCUGGCAGGAGGUUUUCACAUCCCAGUGUACCCAGUCAUCGUGCCAGUUGGCUUCGCCAGCCUUCAUUAGGUGAAACAGCGAAAACAUUCCCCUCCAAUGGGGAAUGUUGGGGGGGGGGUUAUGGUGCAGCUUCGAACAAUCGAUACCAAAAACCUCCAGCGUGGAACUGCCCUUCAGCCACGGGCAGAGUCUCACCACUCAGGAGAGAUCCGUGGGAGACCGCCUCCAUAUGAAUUCUGUGUAUCUAGCGGCAGCUUUCACUAUUAACUCUCUCUCUUUCUAAAUAUGACAAAGCAGCCCGUGUGGGAGGCGAAUCCAGUGUUUCACUUUUGAUUUCAUUUGCCCCGUUUGCUGGUUUCCGUUACAGAAGCUGUGUCGAUGGUCGUGUUCGUCGUUCUCGGAUAAUGCAAAGUCAUGCCGUCGGCGUCGAGGCAUGCAAAGAGGCCCUCCCAUACAACGUACAAUCAUAGAGGGAUCAGGAUUGUAGCACUUUUGUGAGGCUUUUGAUGGCAUGAAUGUGUUUACGUGUGCAUGUAUGUGUCCCUGUUAGGCAAACUGUGAUGGGAAGCAGUCAUUCAGCAGAGAGGUUUAUAACUGACUUUUUAAACUGGUAAACAAGUGUGCGGCUGUGUGAGGGAAGAACUGGUCGAUGCAUUUGCUGUUGGAUUUUUUUCUUUGGUCAAAGCAAUGGCUGACAAUGUGUUUAUUAGGAUUUUUCUUUCCUUUUGACCCUCCAAUUAUUCAUUCAUCCAUGCAUACAAGUCAUUGAGCUUGAUGACUUGCAUCGCAUUAAAGAGAUGCUAAUUCAUGCCUUGCACUACACAGGUUUAUCUUAAACCAUGUAAAAUCAGACUGCCUGACAGAUUAGUUGGCAUUCGGUUCAAAUUAUUUGGUUUUUGUGCCUAUUUAUAAAAACUAGGAAGCAGCAUUUUGCAUUCAUGCUAAUUUAAACUCGACUUAAAUUAAUCUUUCACAAACUUUGAAUUAAAAAAUGCUAAAAAGCAAAAACAUUGUGCUUAAAGGAUUCUCUAAGAAGAUUUGUCGCUUUGAGCACAUUUCUGUGUUGGUUUUGAGCAGUUGUGCCACUCGCCACACAGGCAAAAAAGCUAAAUUGUUUGUUCCAAAAACAAAAUUAAAGAUUGUAGUGCUUGCCAGCAUGAAGCGAUUGCAACUCGCAGUUCAUCUCCUCGCAAAUCAUAACCCCUCAUGACAUUCGACAGAUCGCAAAGUCACUUCAGAUAGAAAUUCACAUUUCAUUCCCUUCACGUCUGAGCCUGUCAAAGCAGGUUUUCUGUCACAGUGUUGCCCGGGUCUCCUGUCGUCUCACAGGCUCUUCCAGGCCACAGCUCUGAUUAGCAUUAACUCUCGGUUCUCUUCUCAAGUUGCAGUUCAGCUAAUGAGAUAGCUCUGGUUCACAGGGAAAUUUAGUGGUCUGGAGAAAGAGAAAAAAAAACAACAACAACAGGGACCUUGAGCCAGACUUACACCCAGUGGACACAUUUGAUGUAGAACAAACAGAAAGUCCUGUUAGCGCAGAGAAAUAUCAGGAGACGGCGAGAUACUCACUGAAGAGGCUGAACUUUCAUGGAAAAAAAAACAAAAAAAAAAAAUCAUUUACCUACAUGAAUAUCCAGAUCAUUAAAUCAGCCAUUGCAUUUUAUCUCAUGGAUUACAGAUAAAAUAAAUUACCAUUUAUCUGCAAAGUCCCAACAGAUAUUUAAUCCACUCCACGUCCCCCGAUCCUCCCCCGUGGUUCACAGUUAGUGCCAUUCUAAUUUUCCUCUCUCUCUCCCUCCAUCCUCACCCCAUCUCUCCCUUUCUGUCCACAGCAGUUGUCCAUGCACUAUCAGCUGCGGGAAUGCUGAAUGCACACUUUACACGUUUUGCCCAAAGAUUUGCAUAUCUGCAAGUUAACUGCUGUGAAUGUAGUAGAUGUAGUGGAAAGAGCUGAGAUGCAGAGGUGCAGAAAAGGAGUGGUGGAUGGACGGUGGGAGGAGAGGGACUGUUGAUCUUACAUAACCGUUCCUGUUAAAGCUUAAUUACUGGUAUGCUCCAACGCUUCAUGCUUCAUAACAUUCUCGGUCCUCUCGUCUACUGUCAGCUGGAGCCGAACUCAUUGUUCACAAAUGUAAAAUAACGUUUUCAUGGUCUUAUAGGGUGCCUGGUAUAGUGGCGCUAGCAGCUUAAGCAGGAGUGAAGUAGCUUUAGUUUAAGUUAGCUUCUUAGCACACUGCAGAUAGCACAGUCAAGUCUCAUUUCAAAGUCAAGGUGGGCUUGAGUCUUUGGGAAUGUUUAACCAUUAUAUAAGCAACUUCAGACAGUUUCAUUCUUUCAUUAAAUGGAUAGAGUUUAGGGAGAAUCUGGAGAAUUUGCUGAAGGUGGUUUCACACUGAAGGAAGAGUCUGAAUCUUGUUAGCUCUCUAAAAGCCUCGGUUAUGUUAAUGGGAAUAAACAUUUUCUCUGACAAAGAAAACUUACUAAUUCUUAAUUUAGUGACCUGAAAUUCAGUUUUAGAUGAUUAGCCUGUUAAUGCUGUUUAAAUUAAGUGUAAAAAUAGCUAGCUGGCUAAAUAGCUAGCUAGCACUAGCUGGCUAAAUAGCUAGCUAGCACUAGCUGGCUAAAUAGCUAGCUAGCACUAGCUAUGUAUAACACUAGUGCUUUUACACCAAAAAGCACUAGCUAUAUAAAAACAUAUGUAGCUAGAGAACUAGCUUGCGAGCACUGAUUAUGUACAAGUGUAAAAGCAUAAAAGCAGACCAGAGAAAAAGGCAUCAAACCCAGUGUGAAAACGACCUUCAGACAUUCUCUGUAGCCACAGUUAGUUGUUUAGACACAGUCCUUCGAUGGAUAAGGCUUCAGUUUUCACAGUUUUCCACCAUAUCGUCCUGAUGAAGGAUUGUCACUUCUGGCAGCUUUUGUAAAUAGCGUGAGAUCUUUCAUGCAGACCGCUCUGUCUGUAAUUAACCAUAUGUGGCGAACAGCAUCGCUCAGACAUUUCAGCGUUUCUAUAGAUCUGCUUUAGUUCUUGCAAACAUUGCACUACAUGAUCAUACUUAGCUAUUGCACUCUUCAUGUGCGCGCACUGCUAGCAUAGUCUGUUGGAGCACUCUGUCAAAUAUCCACUUAACAUUUGUUACAUGACCAGGAUGCACAUGGCCACCAAGAACUAUUUUCCACAGGUCACCUUGCAGCAGAUCAGACUGACAUAUCUGCUUAAAACUCCAGUUAAAUGCCUUUUUCAUCACUCUUUCUCUGGAGGAAUAUGUCGUACUCUGAAAACACUCAGUCAUGCUGUGACUUGGUUGAACUUUCUUGGUAUCAGUGGCAUCCCAGAGUGACGCUGUCUGUAACUACUGUGUUUGUCCAUGCUUGAUGUGUCAGUAUAUAAGAGAUUCACAGAUCUUAACCCUUCUCCUUGUGUCUGUAUGUUUCACUUCACCUACACCAAACCCUCUCUACCAAAACCACAACCAUCAGAGCCCUCUGGGACCCAACACGCUCAUAGAUAUCCAGCUGUUCUGAGAAGUAUUCUCAAGAGCUAUGCAGCUUGGGAUCCCCAAGCAGUUCUUUGGUGAGACUGCAAUAACUUUUCAACUUUACCAGCUUAAUGUCCUCACUGGGUACAGUUUUUUUUCCCCAAAUGACCCAUCCUUGUAGGUGCUAUACACACUCUGUCAGUUAAUCUGCUCAGUUGGCCUGAUGCCUGAUGCUUUUAGUUAACAGAGUCUACUUGGAGUCUGUCCUAUUCUGUCAGUAUGUAUGUGGCAAAAGGAUUGGUACCAAAGAAUUAGGUUUCUCUGUGCUAUAUUGUUAUGGGAAAUAGUGCCCUGUCACAGCCAAGGUAAUAUUUGCUUCAAGUUUGCGUUGAAAUAUUUGAUUUUUGGCAUAUUAAUUUUUAAGGGUAUCAAAAUGUUCAGUCCAGAAUGGCUAUUGUCUGUUUAAACAUUUUUUUUUUUACAUACGAUUUUAUGACAAUUUUAUGCAAUCAGAUGCAAUCUAUACAAUCUUUAUUUUAGUUACAGUCACUUUUGAAGACUUCCCAUCAACAUUUCAGUCUACAAAAGUCUAUAGCUUUAGCAGUCUAUCAACCGUAUUCCUUAGAGAUUACAUUUCUGAAAUAGUACAGCAAAGUGAUUUUGAAGGAAAUAUAACGUAACUGUUAAAAUGAUGCAAUCAUGCUGCCAGGCAACCUAAAAUCUUUCAGACAGAAGACUUAUGUAAUUUAGGUUUAACCUUAGCUUUCAGAAAAGAUCUUACUUGUUCAAAGUGACUGUGUAUUUAUAUGCCUUUGUUGUAAGUAACAUGGUAGAAAUGACAUGCACUUUUCAAGUAUUACCGUCCACGCUAACAGAAAGUUUAUUUGGUUCCAAUCCUUAUGCCACAUAUCGUGUGGCCAAUCCAAUAUUUGUAUUAACUGUGAGUGGUAUUUCAGCACCUUUGUAUGGCCCACUGUGUGUACUCAAACCACAGCUGUUGAGGGAUCCCACUUAUAUAUUUUCUGGGAUGAAUGGACAUGUAGAAAAGUGAAUUAAGACAAGCAGAUGUGUUUUCACCAUCACGACAUCCUUCUCACCUGCCCUGCAAGGGCUCUGUAACUCCGUUCAUAUCAACCUUGGAUCCACGACCCUUCACUCCACCCCGCCCUCCUCUCUUCUCUCACUGUCACCUCUGUUGAGUUGAGUUUCUUUUCCGUUCUCUUGUUUUACUUACGAUUUUUUGCUGUACAAAGUGUUUAAAAUAUUAUUUGUAUUAUAUGAUGUUAGUAUGGUAAUGUUCUUUAUUAAGGAAGAAGAAAAUUUAUUUUUGUUACUGGUCUGUUUCAUAAUUCUUUUCUAAAUUGGUAUUGUAAGAUAUCUAUGCAAGAACUGUUAAGUGGAGCAUUUUUAUUUAAGAAUGUAAUAUGUGUAAUAAAUGGUAGAAUCUG
Molecule: messenger RNA, 9253 nt
Organism: Neolamprologus brichardi
Lineage: Eukaryota; Metazoa; Chordata; Actinopteri; Cichliformes; Cichlidae
Gene: klf7b
Product: Kruppel like factor 7b
Biological process (GO): regulation of transcription by RNA polymerase II
Molecular function (GO): RNA polymerase II cis-regulatory region sequence-specific DNA binding; DNA-binding transcription factor activity, RNA polymerase II-specific
Source: RefSeq, a predicted model, not a curated record